AUGGACGUCAACAGGAGACUGGGGAUGAGGGACGCGCUGCUGGCGCUGCUGCUCGCCGUGCUGCAGGGAUUUCCUCUCGGGGAAACGGUCCCGAACCCGUCCCCGCUGGUCGGAUCCAACUGGGGGAACCCGAGGAGAUAUGUUCACCUGCAGACAUCCACAGACCUGAACAACUUCUACCUGGAGAUCAGAUUAGAUGGCACAGUGCGCAAAACCACAGCCAGGAGUUCAUAUAGUGUGAUUUUACUGAGAGCUGAAACAAGAGAGCGCAUUGCCAUCCUCGGCGUCAAAAGUAGCCGUUACCUGUGUAUGGACCUGGAGGGCAACCCAUACAGCUCGCCCACCUGCCUCAGAGACGACUGCCUGUUCAACCACAGACUUCUGGAGAACAACCGGGACGUGUACUACUCGAGCCGGACCGGCAUCCUGUUCAACCUGGAGGGCUCCCGGCAGGUGUUCACGGCGGGCCAGAACCUCCCGCAGACCUCCCUCUUCCUGCCCAAGAAGAACACGGUGCCGCUGGAGCGCCUCCUGCUGCACCGGGAGAAGCGGAACCAGGUGGUGGACCCCUCGGACCCGCACAACGUCUACUUCGGCCAGACCGAGGAGGGCUCGGACUCCCGGGCGGUUCCGGAGGACGACGCAGACCUGGAGCCGGAGCCGGAGGUGGAGCCGGAGGUGGAGGUGGAGGUGGAGGCCGGGGACGAUGCGCGGAACCUGUCCCGGGAGACGCCGCUGGCUCCGUCCACCCACGACCCCUGGAACGUGCACUCGUCCAACCCGGCCAGCCCCCGGAGCGCCGGGACCAUGGGCUGA
Molecule: messenger RNA, 816 nt
Organism: Centropristis striata (black sea bass)
Lineage: Eukaryota; Metazoa; Chordata; Actinopteri; Perciformes; Serranidae
Gene: fgf23
Product: fibroblast growth factor 23
Exons: 3
Coding region: 1-816 (271 amino acids)
Biological process (GO): fibroblast growth factor receptor signaling pathway; positive regulation of protein phosphorylation; animal organ morphogenesis
Cellular component (GO): cytoplasm
Molecular function (GO): growth factor activity; type 1 fibroblast growth factor receptor binding
Source: RefSeq, a predicted model, not a curated record